AUGUUCAGAUCUCCUUCCUUGGCUUCUAGAAUUGCCAAGGCUUCUUCUGCCCCACUAUUGAAACAGCCUGCUAACGGCUUUUUUGCUAGAAGAUACAUCUCCAACACUCAAAAGACAUCGACUGGUGCUGCUGUCCAUGCACAUCAUACGUCACCAAAACAGAAUACCGACAGCUAUCUGGAUACGUUGAACACAUCUGAGCUUCUAGGCUAUGGUAUUAUCGGUAUGUGCACUUUGUCCAAGCCGAUAUUGAACUUGGCCAUUAGGGUUUUCCCUUACACUCCUCUAUGGGUUAUCAAAGCAUUAGUGUACAAAAACUAUUGUGGUGGAGAUACUUUACCCGAGAUGAUGAAGACGGGUGAAAGGCUUAGCCAGAGAGGAAUUAGGAAUAUGAUGGUUUCCUAUACUUUGGAAGCCUGUGAUGGUAAGAAAAUGUCUGUGAGCAUCGAGAAGAUUAUUGAGGAGACCAGAAGAUCUAUCAGAGAACUUUUGGUUCCUCACACUGUGAAGAUGAUUCAACAGACUGGCGCUGAGAAUAUCAACAGUAUUCCUCCAGGAUACGUUGCAUUGAAACCCACAGCUUUGAUUGAGAAUGCUGCCGAUAUCUUGCUCCAUUACCAGGAGCCCGCCUAUAAGGCCAGAUACGAGCAACUAUUGAACACCUGUAGCGAUAUUGUCAAGGUUGCAGAAGAUGCCAACGCUUCUUUGCACAAACAAUACCCAGGCAGAAAGUCACCCUUUAUUGUGGUCAUCGUCGAUGCAGAGCGUAACGAUCUUCAGCAAGCAGUUUAUAAGCUUCAGAGAGAUUUAUUUGCACGUUUCAACAAUCUUGAACCUACUGUAGUUGGUACAAUGCAGAUGUAUUUGAAAGAAUCGACUCCAAACUUGAUCAAGGAGAGUGAAUUGGCCAAAAAAGGAGGCUAUUUGUUGGGCUGGAAAUUGGUCAGAGGUGCUUACAUUCACACUGAGCCAAAUAGAGCUGUCAUUCAUGACACUAAGGCAGACACAGAUGCUAAUUAUGAUGCAGGUAUUACUAGAACUUUGGCUGAAAUGUGCUCUACCAAACCUACCGUAGGCCAUCUAGUUGUCGCUUCUCAUAACUCGGAUACACAAAGAAUGGCCACAGAUUUGCUCGAUAAGGUGAGUAAUGAAAAGGUCAGGGCCAAUGUAGUGUUGGGCCAAUUGCUUGGUAUGGGUGAUAACGUUACCUACUACUUGACUACUCAUAGAAAUGUUAAGAACAUUAUCAAGUACGUUCCUUGGGGGCCUCCUCUCGAAACCAAAGACUACCUUUUGAGAAGACUCGAAGAAAAUGGCGAUGCUGUUAGAGCAGACAGCGGCUGGCCAUUGCUAAAAGGUGUUGCCAAGACUCUGUUCAAAAGAGUCUUUUAA
Molecule: messenger RNA, 1392 nt
Organism: Brettanomyces nanus
Lineage: Eukaryota; Fungi; Ascomycota; Pichiomycetes; Pichiales; Pichiaceae
Exons: 1
Coding region: 1-1392 (463 amino acids)
Cellular component (GO): mitochondrion
Molecular function (GO): FAD binding; proline dehydrogenase activity
Source: RefSeq, a predicted model, not a curated record